AUGCCGCUGAUAGGCUUCAGCAGUCGCGGUAAAGGGCGCUCCUUGCUGCUUCUUGGAUUCCUUGUGCUGGCGUCGGUGUUCCUGUUCGCCCAGCUCCACCAAUUGCAGCCAGUCAUUCAAAAUACACCAGUUAUUGAGUAUACGGGACCGCCAACGACCGUCUCCGCUGCGGAGGAAGAACACGUUCCAGUUCUUCCUGCACCAUACACCACUGUUCCCGAUAAAGUGCCUUUCUGUGCAGAGCGGUUUGAAACUAAGUAUCUCGAAAAACUUCGUGAUUCCGCAACGCAGUAUUGCAAUGAGUCACAGGCUUUGACCUGCUUUCACUCUCAGGUCGUGAAUCGAUGGGACUCGUUCUGUUUUGGCAAAAAAGCCAAGUUUCUACCAGAAGAUGGCAAGUUUCAGUUGGAUUGCAACCUGACGUGUACAAGGAAGACAGAAUCAAAUUCGAAACCUCUCGAGCUCAAUGUCUUCCAUAAAUACUGGUAUGACACUGUGCCGAGCCGAGUCCUCGAUGGCUUGGUUAAAAUGAAACAUGAAGCCGAGUUCUGGCCACAAAAGUCUCAGAAUUAUACCAUUUUAGUCAAACGAAAAAGUGCGACCAAUUUGUGGCACAGCUUGUUGGAGAUUUAUUCUAUGCUGCUGAGUUUGGAUGUUCUUCACAUGACAUUGCAGCCAAACAUGCCUUCCACGCCCUUCAUCUCCAAGAGCGAUGCCGAAAACACACAAGUAGUCAUUCUCGAUGAUCAUGAGGAUGGUCCAUACUAUGAGUUGUGGUCACUCUUCGCCAAGAAACAAGUCGUUCGGAUGAAAAACGUCUCACCCAAUACAAGAUUUGAGAACAUCAUAGUUCCGCUUGGCGGGGAAAGCAAUCCUCUCUGGCAGGGUGAUUGGGAGAUCAACACAUGCAAAUCAUCCGCACUUUUGAAUACGUUUGUCAAUCGAGUAUUGGCGUUUUAUAGUCUCCAGAAAACGAAACAUCGGCAGAGUGAUAAGCUCACCUUGACUUUUAUAGACGGGGUUGGUGGUCAGAGGCUUGUCGAUCAGGAAAAGUACCUGAAGGAGCUGCAAAAUUACUUUCCUCUUGUCAACAUCCAAUUGAUUGAUUUUGCGGCAAUUUCCUUUAGGGAGCAAUUGAAAAUAAUUCAACAGACAGAUGUUCUUGCAGGGGUUCAUGGAGCAGGCCUAGCUCACGGGACUUUCUUGCCACCUGGAUCGGUAAUGGUGGAAAUCCUACCGAACACUCCCAAUCACAAGGGCUUUCGCAACAUGGCGUCUUUAAUGGGACAUUCAUACUUCAGUACCGGUGUCUCGAAAAUGUCGAAAAAGCCUAACUGGCAUAGUGAAGAUAAUUCAAUUGAAAUUGAAACGUUCUUGGCCGUCAUGAAGCUGGCAAUCAAGACAAUGUACAACAAGAAUCUGCGAAACUACGACGCUAGCUAA
This is a messenger RNA of Penicillium cosmopolitanum, 1443 nucleotides long. Its product is annotated as DUF563 domain protein. NCBI's taxonomy places the organism in Eukaryota, Fungi, Ascomycota, Eurotiomycetes, Eurotiales, Aspergillaceae. Gene Ontology annotation, cellular component: endoplasmic reticulum lumen. Bases 1 to 1443 code for a protein of 480 amino acids. The transcript has a single exon. The record is from RefSeq and is a predicted model, not a curated record. Gene Ontology annotation, molecular function: protein N-acetylglucosaminyltransferase activity.